AUGGUAUCUUUCGACGUAGAAUCGCGGUUUACCAACGUUCCUAUCGACGCCGCUGUACAAACCGCACUGCAGAAACUCGAGAACGACCCAAAUCUUGCAGACCGCACCACGCUUACGCCUGCACAGAUCGCCGACCUUUUGACUUUCGUAUUAAGAUCCGCAUACUUCCAGUAUAACGGAUCGAUUUAUGAGCAAAAAUACGGCGCCGCCAUGGGGAGUCCGCUUUCCGCUGUUAUUGCUAACCUCUACAUGGAGAGUUUCGAAGAACAGGCGAUAACUACAUCGUCCUACGAGCCUAGGAUCUGGAAACGCUACGUGGACGAUACCUUUACCAUCCUGGAUCGCGAAAACGUAGAUGACUUCUUACAGCAUUUAAACAACCAGCAGCCUUCCAUCCGCUUCACCAUGGAGACAGAGAAAGACAACAAACUCGCCUUCCUAGACACCGCAGUUUUAAGAGAACCUGACGGCCGCCUCACCACCAGCGUAUACAGGAAGCCCACGCACACCGAUCAAUACUUGGCGUAUGAUUCACACCAACCUCAAUCAGUAAAACGCGGUAUUGUUAAGUGUCUUUACGAGCGCGCCAAACGUCUUGUAACAAAACCCUCUGUCAUCGUUUUUAGGCUAAAUCUAUGUUGA
Messenger RNA from Pocillopora meandrina, 642 nucleotides. Lineage: Eukaryota; Metazoa; Cnidaria; Anthozoa; Scleractinia; Pocilloporidae. The record is from the annotation of a GenBank genome assembly.